This is a messenger RNA of Galleria mellonella (greater wax moth), 816 nucleotides long. RefSeq names its product protein THEM6. NCBI's taxonomy places the organism in Eukaryota, Metazoa, Arthropoda, Insecta, Lepidoptera, Pyralidae. The transcript has 3 exons. The coding region runs from base 139 to 726 and encodes 195 amino acids. The record is from RefSeq and is a predicted model, not a curated record.
CCAGCCUACUAACAGUGACGUUCAUAAUAUUGUAAUAUUGUGGAAAAGGCCGUAUCAGGUGUCAGUUACUAGCAUUCACCUUAAAUUUAAUAAUAAGUAUAUAUACAUUUAUAAAUAUAGUAAUAUUAUAUUAAAGACAUGUACUGUAUUAUUGCGACAAUCGUAGCUAUCGCCUAUAUAUUAUGGGAUGUUAAUUAUUUCUUACGUAUUGCCUUUACUAUAGGAAUUGGAAGAUUGUUUUCGAAAAAGUGUGGUGUUAAUGACACCACAACUAUUUAUGGUUUUUGUACAACACAAGAUGUGGACAUAUUCCUCAGGCAUAUGAAUAAUGCUCGAUACGUACGAGAGCUGGACUUUGCGAGAUUUCAUUUUUAUGACCGCACUGGUAUCUAUACAAAUAUAAAAGCAGUUGAUGGACACGCACUUCAAGGAGCCUCCAGUAUACGCUACAGGCGAACUAUUCCAAUUUUUACUGCGUAUAAGGUGGAAACAAAGUUAGUUUACUGGGAAGAUAAAACCUUGUUCAUAGAACAAAAAUUUAUAACGCUAAGCGACGGCUUUGUGCGUGCCGUUGUACUCUCAAGACAAAAUCUUGUUAACGUUGACGCAGCGACACUUUUCAAAGGUAUACCAGGCGCUGAUAGAAAACCAGAAUGUCCCGAAGAAAUUAAACAUUGGCUCCAAGCUAUUGAGGUCUCGAGUGCUAAACUUAGGAAGAAAGAUUAAUAAUAUUUUGUAAUUAACAUUAUCAUGGUAAAAAUAAUAUAAAUUAUUUUUGUACUUAUUUUUUAAAUAAAAGGUUGUGGUUAAUCAUUA